AUGCGAGCCUCACAGAGUAGGCAGAAAUCAUACACUGACAAAAAACGCAGACCUCUAGAGUUUGAGGCAGGUGACCAUGUAUUUCUUCGUGUGACACAUACUACUGGAGUAGGAAAGGCCAUUCGUGCUAAGAAGAUUUCUCCCAGAUAUCUUGGGCCAUAUCAGAUUUCUAGACGCAUCGGACUAGUCGCAUAUGAGAUAGCUAUGCCGCCCCAGCUAGCUAAUCUUCAUACUGUCUUUCAUGUUUCUCAACUAAGGAAAUAUGUCCCUGACCCUUCACAUGUAUUGGUGAUUGAAGAUGUACAAGUCCAAGAGGAUCUCUCUGUAGAAAUGCAACCAAUUAGAGUUGAGGAGGAACUAACCAAACGACCAGAAGGGAAGGUGACAAGACUUGUUAAGGUCAUAUGGGACAGCAGGACGGGCGAUUCUACUUGGGAAUUAGAGGAAGAGAUGAAGAAGUCAUGUCCUCACUUAUUCUCUGGUAAGCCUUAA
Molecule: messenger RNA, 492 nt
Organism: Vigna radiata var. radiata (mung bean)
Lineage: Eukaryota; Viridiplantae; Streptophyta; Magnoliopsida; Fabales; Fabaceae
Exons: 1
Coding region: 1-492 (163 amino acids)
Source: RefSeq, a predicted model, not a curated record